Molecule: messenger RNA, 441 nt
Organism: Camelina sativa (false flax)
Lineage: Eukaryota; Viridiplantae; Streptophyta; Magnoliopsida; Brassicales; Brassicaceae
Source: RefSeq, a predicted model, not a curated record
AUGGUUGAGUAUUGGGAGACUGAAGAAGCACAACAAAGGAGUCUCACCUACUCUAAAGCUCGUAUGUCUGAUCGUGGUGGUCUUGGUCCUCACGUCCACUUAUCAGGGCCAAAGUCUUAUCAACAAAUCCAUACCGAAAUGGAAAGGAAAUUGGGAAGACCGGUGAGUCUUGGUGAGGUUUUUAUUACGACACAUACCAAGCCAGAUAGUACUUAUGUUGAUCGGAAGACGGAGCAAAUCUCUCUCAAUUAUGAGAAGAACUUGCAGCAGAAGUUGUCCGACCUUCGGGAACAUACUUCACAGCCUCCAGAGCUCACAGCAGAUGAUUACACAAGCAUCUUUAUUCAGUCUACUCAGAAAGAUUCACGAGGAAACCUAUAUGGAGUUGGAAGUCUUAAGCAUACUCUUCAACCUCUUCUCAAUGGCAAGGAAAACCAAUGA